UCCUUUUUAAUCCGCAGCGACUCCUGGAAAAUGUUUUAUUUCAUCUGAACAUGCAACCCCAAAAUUUGAAGAAGACCGAUAACUGGACUUUCUCAUGUAGACUAGACGCGCAUUAUUUUUACGCAUGAAAUGAUGCGCUCCCAUCGUAGAGGAUCAAGAGGAUUUAAGCUUAUGAUGCUGCCAUCCAAAGUAUAUAUAACCCCUUUAUGCUUGGAAGAAGUGAAUAUGUGACCCUGGGACCUUCCUGCUGACCAUCAUGGGAUGUGGCACCUCUGCUACCGCUGUAACACAUAGAGAGACACCAGAAACGGAUGAAGCCGUGAAAAGUCCCAGCCCGGCUCUGACAAUGAAGGCAGCUGUUUUAAUUCAGCGGUGGUACCGGCGCUACAUGGCCAGACUGGAGAUAAGGCGGAGGUACACCUGGAACAUUUUCCAGUCCAUCGAGUACGCUGGAGAACAGGACCAGCUACAGCUGUCCAGUUUCUUCACAUACAUGCUGGACAACUUCACUCAGCUUAAUGGAAACGGACCUGAUUUGAUCUCCCAGCUGCUGGACCCUGUCCUUGACCCCUGGUUUGACAGAGAGACCUGCUACAAAACAAUCUCCAUCCCAGAGUCUUACACUGGACCUCGUAUUUCCUUUCCUCUUUCUGUCUCUGAUACUAAUGCCCUCCUCAGUGCAUUUAAGGAGCAGCAGGUUCUGCAUGCCAGGUAUGUCCUUCAGCUGCUGUUUGAAACCAAAAAGCUCCUCAAAGAGAUGCCAAAUAUUAUUCAUUUGUCGACGUCUUACACCAAGGAGAUCACCAUAUGUGGUGACCUUCAUGGCCGGCUGGAUGACUUACUUCUGAUAUUCUAUAAGAAUGGACUACCUUCUGCUGAGACACCCUAUAUCUUUAAUGGAGACUUUGUGGAUCGUGGGAAAAAGUCGGUAGAAGUGGUUAUCCUCCUGUUUGCCUACCUUCUGCUUUACCCAGACCAUAUGCACCUGAACAGAGGAAACCAUGAGGAUCACAUAAUGAACCUCAGAUAUGGAUUCACAAAAGAAGUUAUGCAGAAGUAUAAGACCCAUGGGCGGGAGAUCCUCCAGCUGUUUCAGGACGUUUUCAGCCUUUUACCCAUCGCAACAGUCAUUGAUGCUAAGAUCCUGAUUGUGCACGGAGGAAUUUCAGACCAGACUGACCUGGAAAUGCUCAACUCCAUAGAAAGACACAAGGUGAAAUCUGCCUUGAGGUUUCCCAGGCACAGCUUAGAGCAGCUCGACAUUGGUCAGUCCCACCGGCUGGGCAAAAGAAUGAGAUCAACAGACAGCUCGCAUAGCAGUCGCAGCUACACUGAGAACCACAGAACCCCCAGUCUGAGAAAGAGGAGAUGUGGGGUCAGCCGGAGAGACAGCGGAGCCUCCACUUCUUCCUCCUCAUCUUCCUCGUCGUCCUGUUCCUCGCUGUGCUCUCCUCGAACUCCCUCCUGCAUCUCGCCUCAAACGUACCCAUCAUCUCCCAGCACCCCUCACAAUGUCCUCCAGGUGCCUUUCCUGGACUCUCUAUGCUCGGUUCCACUCCCAUCGCCUCCACAACAGGAACAGGAGUGGAAACAGAUAGUGGAUAUAUUGUGGAGUGACCCUAAAACACAAGAGGGCUGCAUGCCGAACACUUUCAGAGGUGGAGGCUGCUACUUUGGUCCUGACAUCACUCAGAGGUUGCUGCAUCAGCACAGGCUGCAGCUUCUCAUCCGCUCUCAUGAGUGCAAACAGGAGGGAUAUGAGCUCUGUCAUGAUGGAAAGGUGAUCACCAUAUUCUCAGCUUCAAACUAUUAUGAGGAGGGAAGCAACCGUGGUGCUUACAUCAAACUGGGCAAGGAACUGGUUCCUCGCUUCUACCAGUACCAAGUCAGCCGCACCACCCGCAGGCUCACACUAACACAGAGAGUUCGUGUAGCUGAAGGCUCAGCUCUCAGGGCCCUUAAGGAGAAACUGUUUGCCCAUCGAUCUGAGCUUAUGGCAGCCUUCCAGCAGUAUGACCAAAAUGAAACAGGUUGUGUGUCAGUCGGUGAAUGGGCCAAGGUACUGGAGUCUGUUCUGAGACUGGACCUGCCAUGGAGAACUCUUCGUCCACACUUGGUUCAUCUGGCACCAGAUGGCAGUGUUGAGUAUCAGUCCAGCUUUGAGGACGUGGGACCAGGAGCUCCUCUACCACAGGUUGCUCCCAAUUUGGCUGAAACUCUGUUCAGAUACAGGACUGACUUGGAGAUCAUUUUCAACAUCAUAGACAAAGACCAUUCAGGUCUGAUAUCUAUUGAGGAGUUUCGCCACACCUGGCGCCUGUUCAGCGCUCACCUGGGGGUGGCUAUUGACGACAGCGCCAUCGACGAGCUGGCCCGCAGUAUUGACUUCAACAAGGACGGCAGCAUAGACUUCACAGAGUUCUUAGAGGCUUUCAGGGUGGUGCACAAGCUGGACAUGAAAGAACAACUGAGCCAAAAAAUGGGCAGAAAAAAGUAUUCAUAAAAAUAUGACAUGUUUGAAAGAAGCUAAAAGAGAGGGAAGAUUAAAGAAAGGCAGAGUAAGUAGAGUUGGAUCCAAUCUAUCAUUGACUGGGAAUUUUGUACAGUUUCUUUUAAAGGGGUCAUAGAAUGCAAAGCUGAGUUUACAUUGUCAUAGAAGAAUAACGAUAGUUCAGUGGGUGAAAUGGACGUACAGAGAAGUUCAAACCCCAUCAACGCCUCCUUUCUCUGCAAAUUUGACAAUUAUACACUACCACCAUAAAACGGGCGAAUACAAACGAAGCCCCGAGGUGACAUAAACUGCGGGACUUCACGCCCUGAAACUGACAUACCAGCCCACUGGUUGUAUGCCUGCUGAGCCGCUGACUAGACUGAGCCUUGAGCUACCCGUCCUCAGCCAAAGGAGGGGGCUUGGGGCCGGUAAGGCCAGCUGGGAAGCACGAGUCCACCUGUGUCCAGGCUACCGGGUCGGGGUCGGUCGCUCCGUUCCCCACUGGCUCCCUGCCCCCAUCUACUGGGGUUCCCGGACCAGCCCCGAAGCUGACAGCUCGGUUCGAGUGCACUGCAGUACCUGCUGCACUGUAGUCGACCAAAACACUAACCUGUCAUUUCAUUCUAGGGCUUUUAACCAGGCUUGCAUUAGGGCUCAUAGACCAGCAAAUAUAUCAUUUUCAUCCCAACCAAUGUUACACACCCUAUUCAGAGGCCUUAAGGACCAGCACCAAAUACCUUAUGUAAUCAUUCUAUGACCCCUUUAAGUUUUACUAACAUAUUUUGAUUUGUUGUACGGACUCUUUUUGACUGGCUGUGCAAUAAAAUGUCUUUUGAAAUAAAGUAAAUGAAAAUUAACUACUUGUU
Molecule: messenger RNA, 3357 nt
Organism: Cyprinodon variegatus (sheepshead minnow)
Lineage: Eukaryota; Metazoa; Chordata; Actinopteri; Cyprinodontiformes; Cyprinodontidae
Gene: ppef1
Product: protein phosphatase, EF-hand calcium binding domain 1
Exons: 19
Coding region: 257-2503 (748 amino acids)
Biological process (GO): detection of stimulus involved in sensory perception
Cellular component (GO): cytosol; nucleus
Molecular function (GO): manganese ion binding; calcium ion binding; protein binding
Source: RefSeq, a predicted model, not a curated record